AUGACAAACCUCAAGGUCGCGCUUGUCGGGGGGAGUGGUAAUGUUGGUCCUGCAGUGCUCAAAGAGCUACUCGCCGCAGGUUUUGAGGUAACCGUCCUCACGCGACAGGACAGCAACAAAAGUUUUGACUCUCGCGCCCGGGUUGUCAAAGUUGACUAUGAGUCUCUUGACUCGCUGAAAGCCGCUCUUUCCGGCCAAGAUGCCGUUGUGAAUGCCUUGGAUGUCGGUACAAUUCCAAAGGCCAUUCAUCUUCGCCUGGUUGAUGCAGCGGUUGCAACCGGUGUGAAGCGAUUCAUCCCUUCAGAGUACGGCUGCGAUACCACAAACCCGCUGGCCUCGAAAAUCCCUGUGUUUGCCGACAAGGUAACCGUACAAGAAUACCUUAAGAACGUCCCCCAGGACUCGGGUCUUAGCUACUCGCUUCUUAUCACUGGGCCUUUCCUCGACUGGGGCAUUGAGCGGGGCACCGUUCUCAAGGUGGCUGGUCCUGUCGUUCCUUUAUAUGACGGUGGUGAUCGCCGUUUCAGUUCUACGACUCUCCGUGGCGUGGGCAAGGGAGUUGUCGGAAUCCUUAACAACCUCGAGGCCACGAAGAACUCCACGGUCUAUGUCAAUGAGGCCAGGUUGACACAGAAAGAGCUAAUAGCAUUGUCUGGUAGUUCCCCUGAGACCAAGACUGUUCAGACCACAGACUUGGAACAAGAGGCAUUUGCGGAACUGGGAAAGCCAUCGCCAAACCCAGCGCUCUUUGUUGAGAAAUUUCUUGUGCGGACCGUCUUUGGUGAAGGAUUCGGCUCUCUUUUCGAUUCUCAGAAACUUUUCAAUGAUUCCUUUGGUCUCAAGGUUCUGUCUGAGGAAGAAAUCCGUGGUUUCUUUAAGUCGCCAGCUCUCUGA
Molecule: messenger RNA, 894 nt
Organism: Penicillium paradoxum
Lineage: Eukaryota; Fungi; Ascomycota; Eurotiomycetes; Eurotiales; Aspergillaceae
Product: aromatic alcohol reductase
Exons: 2
Coding region: 1-894 (297 amino acids)
Molecular function (GO): oxidoreductase activity
Source: RefSeq, a predicted model, not a curated record